Molecule: messenger RNA, 375 nt
Organism: Gongylonema pulchrum
Lineage: Eukaryota; Metazoa; Nematoda; Chromadorea; Rhabditida; Gongylonematidae
Source: the annotation of a GenBank genome assembly
AUGCUUAAUUCCAAGCCUGUUUUCAGUGAACGGCUGGAGGGUAUCAUUGAGGAAGGAGCUGAUCUAUCGCAGAUUGACGAAGGCAUACUAUCAAGAAGGCGUACCUCGUCGAUAAGACAUCACGUUGUUCCUGGAGCAGAAGCGUUCGUCAGAGCAUCAAGCAUCGACCAAAAAUCAUUACGAAGUAGCCAUCGUUUAUCGGUAACGGGUACAGAGCCGCUGACGACCGGGUUGGACGGAUUUAUUGCAGCAGCGGAAGCAGAACUGGCCAGCGAGGAUAAAGUUUCGGCUGGGCUGAUAACUGUUUAUAGGAAUAUACAAGGCAACUACACUGCUGCGGUGAGAAUUUAUUGCCAGCGGUCACUCUUUGACUAA